AUGUUUCGAGGCAUUAAAAUCUUUAAGCCACACACCAAUUUUCAGCGCAUUGUUUGGCGCAAGACUGAGAAUGAACCUCUGCUUCAUUUUCGCCUGCUGACGGUUACCUACGGAUUGGCACCGUCACCAUUUCUGGCUGUUCGAGUUCUAAAGCAACUUGCCGACGAUCAUGGCCAUGAAUACCCUGCAGCAGCUCACGCUCUUCUGCACGAUGCCUAUGUGGACGAUAUCCCUACAGGCGCCAACACACUCGAGGAGCUUAUGAUUCUCAAGGACGAGCUUAUAGCCCUCUUGGAUAAGGGAAAAUUCAAGCUACUCAAAUGGAGUUCUAAUAGUUGGCGUCUUCUGAAAUCAUUACCAGAGGAAGAUAGAUGUUUUGAACCUAUCCAGCUCCUCAACAAAUCAGCUGCGGAUUCACCUGUCAAAGUUCUUGGUAUCCAAUGGAACCCUGGGAAGGACGUUCUGUAUCUCAACCUAAAGGGAUGCGAUGCGACCAUUUCUCCGACGAAAAGAGAACUCUUGUCUCAGCUAUCAAGAAUUUAUGAUCCGCUUGGACUGGUAGCGCCGGUCACAGUUCUACUCAAGCUAAUCUUCCAAGAAAGCUGGACAAGUGUCCUGCAGUGGGACGACCCCAUUCCUAAAAGUCUACGUACGCGCUGGAGAGCCUUAGUAGAGGAUUUGCCAGCACUUACGCAAUGCCAAGUACCACGGUAUAUUGCGUCACCAUUUCGAGAUGUUCAACUACACGGAUUCGCCGACGCAUCCUCGCACGCCUACGGUGCGGUUGCAUCGCUCGAGUUGCAGUUGGAUGCAGCUUUCAACACGAGCUGCUGGACAGAUUCAGAAAUUGUGCUACACUGGCUUUCAGCUCCCCCUCGACGGUGGAACACCUACGUCUGCAACCGAACUUCUGAGAUAUUGAGCGACUUUCCACGUAGCUGCUGGAACCAUGUUCGCACGGAAGACAAUCCUGCUGAUUGUGCUUCCCGAGGACUUCAUCCGUCAAAGCUUCUGGAGCAUCGACUGUGGUGGAAAGGUCCGUCCUGGCUGGCCACACCCACCUCUGAGUGGCCACCUUCUACAAGCAAGUUCAGCGUAUCUUCAAGUUUCGAUGUCAACACCGAAGAACGAGCCAUAAAGCCCACGACUCUACAUAACUUACCUGAUGAAAGUAUACACGAGUUACUCAUCCACAAAUUCUCAACCUGGACGCGUCUUAUAAGGGUAUCUAGCUACUGUCAUCGCUUUAUUCACACUCUUCGAUCUCAUCAUAGGAAUUCGGCACCAUUCCUUACGUCUGAAGAGUUGCUGGACGCACAGCGCCGACUUAUUCGACAUGUGCAACAGAAAUCCUUUGCCAGAGAAUAUGCGCAGCUAGAGAAUCGACGCCAGCUUAACGCUAAAUCGCAUCUUAUCCGGUUUUCUCCGUUUCUGGAUGAUUAUGGAGUAAUGCGAGUCGGUGGGAGAAUCGAGCAAUCUACACUCAACUACAACGCCAAGCACCCGAUUCUGAUACCUAAAGAUACACCACUAGCUGGACUGCUGGUUCGACAUUUUCAUGUCUCCUAUCUGCACACUGGAGUUGAUGCAACGUUCACCAAUCUUCGUCAGCAGUACUGGAUUCUGGGAGCCCGCAAUCUCGUCAGAAAGGCAGUCUUCCAAUGCAAAUCCUGUUUUCUUCAACGAAAGGGCACAAGCAACCAGAUCAUGUGA
This is a messenger RNA of Drosophila santomea, 1713 nucleotides long. RefSeq lists its product as uncharacterized. NCBI's taxonomy places the organism in Eukaryota, Metazoa, Arthropoda, Insecta, Diptera, Drosophilidae. The coding region runs from base 1 to 1713 and encodes 570 amino acids. The record is from RefSeq and is a predicted model, not a curated record. The transcript has 2 exons.